Molecule: messenger RNA, 1664 nt
Organism: Galdieria sulphuraria
Lineage: Eukaryota; Rhodophyta; Bangiophyceae; Galdieriales; Galdieriaceae
Product: phenylalanine-4-hydroxylase
Exons: 2
Coding region: 34-1524 (496 amino acids)
Biological process (GO): L-phenylalanine biosynthetic process
Molecular function (GO): prephenate dehydratase activity; iron ion binding; oxidoreductase activity, acting on paired donors, with incorporation or reduction of molecular oxygen, reduced pteridine as one donor, and incorporation of one atom of oxygen
Source: RefSeq, a predicted model, not a curated record
CAUAGACAUUCCACGUUAUUUGACUUGUGAAAUAUGUCGUCGAAUGUGUGGAAAAGUCUUUUUUAUUCUUAUCCAUGGAGAAGUCGUUUUUUAUCACCAACCAACAGAAUAUCCAAAAGAUAUCUUUCAGUGGAAGCAAACACUCCGACUCGUUUUUCAGGCAGCAACACCCUUGGAAGAAUAUCUUUGGUCGUUCGAGUACCCAACACUCCUGGCUCACUUACACAACCACUUGCUGUUCUUGGAAAGUACCAAGUUAACUUGAGUAGAAUUGAAUCUCGCCCAACCACAGAAGUGAAACAGCCAGAUGCUUCUUAUGAUAUUUUUGUCAAUAUUUCUGAAGAAACGAGUCCAGUAGUGACAAGUGGCAGUCUUGUGGAUAGAAUAAAGAAAGCUGUGGAAGAAUUGACCAGUCAAGGUAUUAAAGUGACUGUACUUGGUGAGGGAUUUGAAGACAUGACACAAAGUGUUGGAGAGGUGUCCACUUUGAGCGGGAUUCCUUGGUUUCCUAGAAAGAUGAGAGAUUUAGAUGCCUUUUCUUCUCGAACUCUAGAAUUUGGAGCUGAGCUGGAUGCCGACCAUCCUGGGUUUCAUGAUAAAGCAUAUCGAGAGAGGAGACAGUCGAUUACAGAAAAUGCGAAACAGUAUGGCUAUGGACAACCUCUUCCUCAUGUCACUUAUUCAGAAAAGGAGUUGAAGACUUGGAAUACGGUAUAUACGGAACUAACCAAGUUAUAUCCUACGCAUGCUUGUAAACAAUAUCGAUAUAUAUUCCCUUUGUUGGAAAAGAACUGUGGAUAUUCUCCUCAUCAGAUUCCACAGUUGCAAGAUGUUUCUGAGUUUCUUAGGGAAUGCACAGGUUUUCGAUUAAGACCUGUGAUGGGUUUGUUGUCUCCUCGAGAUUUCUUAAAUGGUUUAGCAUUCCGAGUCUUUCAUUCGACACAAUACAUAAGACACCAUUCAAAGCCGUUGUAUACUCCAGAACCGGAUGUAUGUCAUGAGUUAUUGGGCCAUGCUCCUAUGUUGGCUGAUCCAGAUUUUGCAGAAUUCUCUCAUCAGAUAGGUUUGGCAUCACUCGGUGCUUCAGAUGAGGAUAUUGAUCGUUUGGCAAGAUGUUAUUGGUUUUCAGUAGAAUUUGGUUUGUUGAAGGAAGAUGGACAAGUGAAAGCAUACGGAGCUGGUUUGCUGUCAUCAUUUGGUGAGUUACAAUAUGCUCUGGGUAAUGAACCACAGUUAUUGCCUUGGGACCCAUUUGUUGCCUCUCAACAACCUUAUCCUAUUACUCAAUAUCAACCAGUAUACUUUGUGGCAGAUAGCUUUUCUUCAGCAACUGAUAAGUUUCUCAAGUUUGCUGAAACAAUAUCAAGACCAUUUUCAGUUUGGUACAAUCCCUAUUCUCAAACUAUCGAAAUAAUUGACUCGAUUCAAAAAAUUAUGAAAAUAGCAGGUCAAACGAAACAAUCAUGUUCACUCGUUACCGAAGCACUUAGAAGAUUAGAGACAAGAGUUGGUCAUGCUUCAUAAAGUGGUAUUGUUUCUUUCAUUUCACAAAAUGGAAAAAGAUUCAUGAAAGUGUCAUGGUCAACGUGAUUGGUAAACUUAUUUUGUUAUCGUUGUUGAAGAAGGUUUCCAUAUUUGUGGUAGCCAAAACAUAUGGAUUUCCA